Molecule: messenger RNA, 3315 nt
Organism: Pestalotiopsis fici W106-1
Lineage: Eukaryota; Fungi; Ascomycota; Sordariomycetes; Amphisphaeriales; Sporocadaceae
Exons: 4
Coding region: 1-3315 (1104 amino acids)
Biological process (GO): astral microtubule depolymerization; mitotic spindle assembly
Cellular component (GO): mitotic spindle; mitotic spindle midzone; spindle microtubule
Molecular function (GO): microtubule binding
Source: RefSeq, a predicted model, not a curated record
AUGGCAGAGAGAAUAACUGACCAGCAGGUCGCCGACCUGUUGGUGAUUUUGCGCAAAGAUGUCUCUGUAGACAUCAAGUCCCAGGCCGUGACGACCGUCAAGUCCGGCAUCAAGCAGCACACUGUGCCUGACUCCUGUGUCCAGCCGCUCUUCGAAGCCCUGCGAAUUGCCUCCAUGUCGCAACACGCGAUCCUCGCCAAUGCCGGCUUUACUGCGCUCAACCAUCUGCUCACGCGCCUCUCGCGCCAGGAACCCAAGUACAUCAUCAAGGAAGCAAAAGCAACCCUACCCCUGGUUGUCGACAAAUUGGGUGAUCAGCGGGAUAAGCUGAGGGCACUCGCGAUACAGGCCAUGACAACCAUGUACUUAGUAACACCUACCGAGGCCGAAAGAUUUGUGCGCAAUGUUGCCAUGGCAGGAAAGAGCUCAAGAGCAAAGGAAUCAGGAAUGCAGUGGUUACUUCAGAUGCACAAGGAUCACGACAUGCCAUUCAGGGCAUUUGUGCCAACCCUGAUGGAAUUAUUAGAGGACGCUGACGGAAUGGUGCGGGAAACAGCCAAGGGCACCGUGAUCGAGCUCUUUAGGCAUUCUAGGGAUGCCUCCAACCCAGCCAAAUCGGAUUUGAAGAAACAGCUCAAGAACUUCAAGGUGCGACCAGCAAUUGAGGCCGCCAUCGUAAAGGAGCUGGCUCCGACUUCUGCUUCCCGGAUCGAACCUGAAACGCGACCCGACUCGGCACCACUGGUACGACCAAAAAUGACUGCAAGCGUUUCGUCGCUUGGCCCCGAAAGAUCAAAUACCCCUGCCCCACCCGAGGCAAAGGCAGACUCGGUCGAGCCAUCCUAUGUCAACACAAACCGGGAACUAGAUGAGAUCUUUAGGGAGAUGCACAUUUGGUUUGAUGGCAGGGAGACGGAACAAAAUUGGCUAAAGCGUGAGGAGAGCAUCACUAAGCUACGCAGACUCAUCGCUGGAAAUGUGCCAUCCGAUUUCGCUGCCCCUUUCCUGCAGGAGUGCAAGGCUCUGCAAGAUGGGAUCAUAAAAGGCGUAACGUCUCUGAGAACCAGUCUUUCAAAGGAGUCAUGCGCCCUGGUCCAGGAUAUCGCCAACACGUUUGGGCCGGGCAUGGAUCCAAUGGUUGAACUGUUCAUGCAGACGUUUGUCAAAGCGACAGCCAAUACCAAGAAAAUCGCUUCUCAGCUCGCAAAUACAACUGUGAGCACCAUCGUGGGUCGGGUCACAUACAAUGCUAGGAUCAUGCAACACAUGUGGAUGGCCUGCCAGGACAAGAAUGUUCAGCCAAGAACAUAUGUCAGUGGUUGGCUCACGACGCUGAUCAAGAAGGAGGGUCACCACAAAAGUCAUAUUGAGCAUUCUGGCGGUCUCGAUCUGCUCGAGAAAUGCAUCAAAAAGGGCUUGACUGAUGCCAAUCCAGGGGUAAGGGCGGAAAUGCGUGCUACAUACUGGACCUUUGCUCCAAUUUGGCCUAGCCAGGCUGAAAAAAUUAUGAAUGGGCUUGAUGGUUCGGCUCAAAAACUCCUCCAAAAAGACGUAAACAACCCGAAUUCGACAGCCAAGGCUGAACCUGCACCGCGACCUGGACUCGGCUUCUCGAAGAGCACUAUUGGUACGACCUCGAAGCCUUCACUCAGGGAAACCAUGAUGGCCCAGAAGAGGGCCUUGACAACCAAGACAUUGCCACCACGACCGGGCUCUGCCAUGGCUGCGGUGUCUCCGGCGCGGACUACAUCAACCACAACCACCGUUUCCACAGCCUCCGGAGCUGCACCGUCCACGACGAGACCAAGGUCAGACACUGCAGGCAAAUCGCAUGCUGGCAUAUCUGCUGCACCCAUGCGGCCUGCAAAAAGGCGCCCAGAAAUGGCCCCAAGACCCGCAACUGCAGGCCCGUAUUCUGGUAGAAACCACGAUACCCGCGCAAGCCCUCCUGAUGUGAAGUCAAAGCCACUGGCAUCCAAGACAAUCUUGGGGUCUCCUAAAAGGACGGCGCCAAAGAGCAAGCCUGGACACCAACCAACCCGUAGCGAGACUGGUAUUACUUCUCCCCCGAGACCGCUUCACAGUAAGACUGCGCCAAUACUCGUCUCCCCGAGAACUAGUCCAGCAAAAGUCAAGGCUACAGUAUCAAAUCUUCUUCCAAGUAGCCCGUCAAAGGCUACUGAGGCAAAUGAGGAUUUGACAUUGGAAGUUCCCAGCAUUGACACCGUGACAGAGAGUGCAAACGUGCCACAAAGCCCGCCAGAAGCACCAACAAUCAUUACGCCCGAAAUUGUUGUGCCAGAAGAAGAUGACCAUGCUGCGGAACCAGCAAGUGUGGACGAUGCAAUUGCAACAGAAGGCGCUCCCACACCAGCACAAACACCCUCCAAAUCUCUGACAGUAUACGAAGACCCCUUUACAGAGGAUCAGGCGACGCCAAAGCCAACUGUGAGCGCAAGUCCAGAACGCCCUGUACUCGAAGAUAAGCCUGUCAAUGCAGAUGCGGCGCAGCUAUCCGGGCUGCCCAACGGAAAUGAUGCGACGCCGAUCACGCUGUCUGCAGACAAGUCUGGCCCAAACGCUCGACUACUUGACAGUGGUAUUAAGCGUGUCAAGGCACAGACCCUUGACGUCCAUGGCUUCCGCAAACUGCAGUCAAUCCUACGGGACCCCAAGUCGAUCCCAUCAGACAGCUCAUUUGAUGCUCUUCUUCUGGGAUUGUUCGAAUACCUGGAGGCACCUCUAGACUCCCUAGAGAAUACGAAGAUCCAAGAUGUGAAGGCUCAAAUCCUUGCGACAACAAAACUGUUGUUGAAGAAUGCUCGAGACAAUUUCCAGCCUCAUGUCUCGCGCGGGCUCGAAGCACUGAUUACUACUCGUGCCAAUUACGAUGCACGCACACACAUUGUGUCAGGUCUCGAGCUCCUGGCGGAAGAGCUUGCCAAGUUGGGGGAUGCGCCCACGAUUGCUGUCUCCAUGACCCGGCGCUGCGAGUCGUUACUGGAAAAAGCGGAUGCCCGUAGUGGUCGCAGCCUACAGAUGGGCCUCCACAUUAUGAAGCAGCUCGUCGAGAACCACGCCGACUACGACCCUAGCGAGAGUGAGCUUCAGGGCAUGUGCACCUUGUCUGCAAGGUGUCUAGACAGCAAGGAGAGUGGCGUUCGGAUGGACGCUGUGCACCUGUGCGUUCAGUUGCACGCCAGAGUCGGCGAGCAGAGGUUUUGGGACAGUAUCAAGGGACUGAAGGACGACCCAAAGAAUCUCAUCACUUAUUACAUUGUCAAACAUCAACGCGAAACGGGCAUGACCGCCUAG